ACAAAGCGGCAGCCUACAAGAGGGCUACUUGUUUAUUCCUUCAAUAAUCAAAUUAAUCUCUCCUAAUCUAGACCCACAGCUAGCUUUGCUUCCCAAUUAUUUUGUUUGCAUAUGGUUACUACUUAAGGCCACCACACUCCUUGAUCUCCUUCCAUCUCCCACUUGAGAGCUCAAGUGCUCAACACAAGCUCACCAUGGCCUUCUCCUUCUUCUUCCCUGACAACAAUAAGCUCCUCUUCCUCCUCCUCAUCUCCAUUGCAAUCACCAGCAUGACUACUCAAAACCAAGCAGAAGCAGCAAGCGGCCACAUCCAACUGAUCAUGGUGAACAACUGCGCCGAGUCAGUGUGGCCAGCCCUGCUAGGAACAACCGGCCACGUCACGCCGCAGUCCGGCGGGUUCCACCUGGGCGCCGGCGAGGAGCUCACCUUCAACGUCCCCCUCAUGUGGUCGGGCCGCGUGUGGCCGCGCCGGGGCUGUGCCUUCGACGCGCACGGCAACAGCACCAACGGCAGCCGCUGCACGACUGGUGACUGCGGCGGCGUCCUCCGCUGCGCCGGAAACCCCGGCGCGGCCCCGGCCACCGUGAUCGAGAUGACUCUAGGAACACCAUCUUCCCCAGUGCACUUCUACGACGUGAGCCUGGUGGACGGCUUCAACGCGCCGGUGUCCAUGGCGCCCGUGGGCGGCGGCAGGGGCUGCGGCGUGGCCGCGUGCGGCGCUGACCUCAACGUGUGCUGCCCGUCGGCGCUGGAGGUCAGGGACAGGGAAGGGAGGAUCGCCGGGUGCCGCAGCGCGUGCGGCGCCAUGGGCGGCGACCGGUACUGCUGCACCGGGGACUACGGCACGCCGGCGGCGUGCAAGCCCACCAUGUUCGCCCACCUGUUCAAGGCCAUCUGCCCCAGGGCAUACAGCUAUGCCUUUGACGACGCCUCCAGCCUCAACCGGUGCAAGGCCAGCAGAUACCUCAUCACUUUCUGCCCACCACAACCUCAAUACUAAUGAUCCAUCAGCAUCCGCCCAACCUCUAUCACUUUCAUUCUCUUAUAUGUAUGAUGUAUACAUUUCUGAAUCCAGACACGAACUGAAUAUAUCAUCAACAGCUGCAAAGCCAA
Messenger RNA from Brachypodium distachyon (stiff brome), 1114 nucleotides. RefSeq names its product thaumatin-like protein. Bases 195 to 1001 code for a protein of 268 amino acids. Gene Ontology annotation, biological process: defense response. Lineage: Eukaryota; Viridiplantae; Streptophyta; Magnoliopsida; Poales; Poaceae. The transcript has a single exon. The record is from RefSeq and is a predicted model, not a curated record. Gene Ontology annotation, cellular component: extracellular region.